AUGGCGGCUGCUUCGUCAGGUAGGCGGGCACAACCUGGUGUAGCUCUUGAUAUGGGUCACCAACCCUCCAAACUCCACCUGGGAAUGACAUCCCACUUGGGGCGGCUCUGCAUCUCUGCUCCACCGGAUGGCCUGCCAACCAAUUCAUUGGUGAAUUCGCAGCAGCAAGAUGAGAGAAUGGCUGAGCAGCAUGAGCCAAAUGCUAAGAGAGCCAGGCUUGGUCCAAAAGGAAAUGAGGCAAGUUCCAAUGAGAAGCUGGAGGUGGAGACAACCGGCCCUUAUUGGUCCCAGUCCGAUCCAUGA
This is a messenger RNA of Linum trigynum, 303 nucleotides long. The record is from the annotation of a GenBank genome assembly. NCBI's taxonomy places the organism in Eukaryota, Viridiplantae, Streptophyta, Magnoliopsida, Malpighiales, Linaceae.